CUAGCAACCGCCGUGCGUGCCUAGCAACGACAGCGGCUAACGACGCAGACUGGGAAAUGAAGCAGUAAACAGCAGACUGAAGUUGCUGGAAGACGCGUUUUUAUUUUCCGUGAUACGAUUUCCCGCCAGCGAGUAAAGGACCUCAAGAUGGCGGCGUCGUGUUGACGGAACGUGGUGGCUUUGAAUCUGCAGUCGUGAGCCUUGAUAUCGUGACGUCAGCACCGAUGGAGCGGAUUUAAUGGUGAGGAACGGCUCUAUCUCGGUGCCGAGUUUGUCGCCAGGAUGCAGGAGCUGAUUUUUAUCAACGACGUCGACCAGUAUUCGUCCAAACACAUCGCUCAGUUUUUAGCGACUUUUGUCAGCGGCGAUGCUUCGGACUCGCUGGACAGGGCGCGGGAGGAUCCCGCCUUCCGGCUGGUCGGAAGCGUCUCGUCGUCGGUCCGAGCGGAUGACGCCAGUCUCCUGGUGGAGCACCUCAAGUCGCCUUCGAGGGAGAGGCUUCUGAGGCGGCUGCUGAAGUGUGACAUCAUCGUGUACAACGUGUCCGAGCAUGCCACCCAGGAGACGCUCGAGGAGGCCACCUGGGCCAUCACAACGCUCCACUCCGAGAUGGAGAACUUCGAGAACCAGAAGCUGUUCAUCCUCAUCUCCACGGUCAUGACGUGGGCUCAGACCAAGUCCCAGAACCCGGGCGAGACAGAAUAUCGUCUCACGGAGAUGGAGUACAAGAGAAGACGUCCACAUCCCAAUUUUAAAAAUCACCACGUUUUGGAGAAGCUGGUGCUCAAACUUGGAGGAGGCAAAUCCUCCAAGCUCCGCGCCUAUGUCCUGGCAGCUGGACUUCAGUACGGGAGGGGGGAGAGUCUUUUCCACUAUUUCUUCAAGAUGGCCUGGACCAUGGACCACCCCCACGUCCCCUUCUUUGGACAAGGCGGCAACUACAUCCCCAUGAUCCACGUCUACGACCUGGCGGGGGCCAUACAGAACACCGUGGAGGUCCGGCCCAGUUCCAAGUACAUCCUGGCCCUGGAUGACUCCAAAUACACGCUGGACGACAUCGUUGUGGCCAUCAGCGAUGCCAUGGGCUCCGGGAAGAUCCACAAAAUGCCAGAGGAAGACGCUGCAGCCAUGGGAGCUCAGCCUGAGGACCUGGAGUAUCUGGCCGUCAACCUGCGCCUGCAGGCCUUCGUCAUCAAAGACUCGUACUCGCUCUCCUGGGUCUCCGAGAGCGGCAUGGUGGAGAACAUCGACGCCAUCGUGGAGGAAUUCAAACAUGCCAGGGGCUUGCUGCCCAUCAGGAUAUUCAUCACCGGACCUCCGGCCUGUGGGAAAAGCACCCUGGCCAAGAAGCUCUGCCACUACUACAAAGUUCACCACAUCACCAUGAGAGAGGUCGUGGAGGAGCGGAUCGCCCGCCUGAGGGAGGUGGUGAGCGAGGCCGAGUCCGAAUACGCCAGCGCCACGGAAGUGGGAGCCGCUCAGAAGCUGCUGGACGAUAUAGACGAGUGCAUGAAGACUGAUGGCGUCCUGAGCGACCGGCUGGCUGCCAUCAUGCUGCAGGACCAGCUCAACUCCAAGCCCUGCACCAACCAGGGCUUCGUGUUGGACGGCUUCCCCAAAACCUACGAGCAAGCCAAGCUCAUCUUCAGUGAGAUCGAUGAAGAUGCCGAGCAACAAGACGAGGACAACGAGUCCAACGUCCCGACGUACAACGUUAACACUCCCGAGCACAUCAUUGCGCUCGGCGCUCCGGACGAGCUGCUGAUCCGGAGGGUCCAGGAGCUCCCGCAGGCCGUGGUGGAGGAGAGGGGCUACACCGAGGAGCGGUUUCUCGCGCGCCUGGACCGAUACCGCAAACGGGCCGACGUGGUGGAGAACGUGCUGGACUACUUUGAUGAGCUGGAGAUACAUCCAGAGUAUUACGAUGUGGGCACAGACGUGGAGUUCAAAGAAAUCAUGGAGCACAUCACCGAGAUGAUCGGACCGCCGAAGAACUACGGCCUGAGCGCCGAGGAGCAGCUGGAGAAGGAGCGGCAACUGGCUGAAGAGCUGAGGCUGAAGCGGAUCCAGGAGGAGGCCGAAAGGAAGCGGAACAAGGAGGAGUCGCUGACUCGCACCGCCGCCGACUUCCAGCAGUGGCAAACCAACCUGGCGGAGGUGAGCAAGCAGGAGCAGGAGCGGCUGAGGACCCAAGCUGUUCCACUGAGGAACUACCUGAUGAAGUUCGUGAUGCCUUCACUGUCCGAGGCGCUGGUGGAGUGCAGUAAGAUCAAGCCUGAAGACCCUGUGGACUUUGUGGCGGAACAUCUGCUUCGGAAAAACCUGCCGGCGUAACUGAUGAUGGAGCUGCUGAAGUGACCGUGAGAGACGAACGGGACACCUCAUCCAUCCCGUGACGUGAUAGCAGUCAAGGCGAUUUGUGAAAGCAGGCGAUUUGUGACCCACCGUCUUUCCCAGUCCAUCUGUUCAUUUGGGAGCAUCGGCCCCACAGAGAGGCGGGUGGUCUUCAGGUGGCAGUCCUGACACUGGACUGGAGGCCGUGGGACCGUCCUAUCGAGGUCAUUUGUCUCGGGACAGAUGCCACUGCUCCGAUCAGAGAUCUUCCGUCUGAGAGAGAGGGAGCAUGUUUUCCGACACACUUGGCUUCUCCUGCUGACCGGAUUGAGGUCCAUCAAACUAAGCCAGUGUCACAUGGAGUGGAUCACACCUUCAGCAGCAGUCGAGCACGACAGCGCAGGAUCAUGCAGAGCCUUCAGGCCUUCACAGACCUUCUGACGGGCUUCAGGCGUUUCACCAGCGUGGCUGCAGUUGUGAAGGCUGAGCAGCAGAUGGCGCUGCAGAUCUCUCGCUGGAGCUUCAGACGGACUGAAUGAAGGUUAGGAAAUGGGUCGUUAUAUGAAGGCUGUCUCUUUCAUUCCAUACUAUUCAAUCAUUCGUUUCAUAAAGGCAUUUCUCUCACGAAUAUUUGUUGCGUUAAUCUGCGAGAAAAAACCUAUUUCCCCCAUUUGUCUGCUGGUUCUUCUCCGCUCUUUAACAAACUCAUGUAUGUAUAUGUGCAUUUAAAUACAUUCACUUUUCAGAAGUUGUGUGUUUUGGCUUGUGCCACUUACUGUUGCUGUAAGGGUAGAAAGCAAUUCCUGCGACCCUUGAAGGCAACACUUCACGAGGAAACACUUGCUGAGUGUGUCGUCCUCUUCGUGCCCGAGACUGGUUUGCAGUAUUUCUGCUGCCCGAACCUACGUUUCUGUCCCGAGCUACAGAGUGCUGGAGAAAGAGCUGAGCCACAAGGCAAAGCUCUCCGCUGGUCUCACCUGUGGUCCCCAGCUAUGGUGUGACCUGAGGAACCUCCGAGAGAAGCUCCAGGAGAGAAGCUCCAGGAGAGACCCGGGGCGGUCCAGCAGGAGCCAGGCGCUGAAGUGAGGUGGGGGACACAUCACUGACAUGGAAACACCUCAGCAUUGAAGUGUCUGGAGAGACAGAACUGCAGACCUCUUUCUUCAGCUGCUGCCCCCCCAACCUACUAAGCCAAGUAAAGCGUGGAGGAACGUUGGACAAAUUCACCAUGUGGUCUGACGUCUUGUUUGUGACCCAUCUGCAGCGGGUUCCUCUCCAGCUGUUCGGUCCACACCAGACUUCUGAAAGUGUGUGAGGCUGUUGGACGCCCGCGGAUUCUGUGGAUAAACAUCUCUGCUCACAACUUUUUCCUCACUCCGAGUGAAGACCUUGGAGCUUGAAUAAUGGACACUCUGCAUCACCAAUAUAUUUAUUUCAUUCCACAACUUUGCUUUCUUGUCCACCUCCUUCCUAAACAAUAGCAAACGCACGUAAGAACCCCCAUGAGUUUUAACCUCACCCUCCGGCACGCUGCCUUGGGUUGUAUUUGUCUCUCCAAUCUGCAGGAUGAAGGUCAGCCGCGUCUGUAAAGUGGAGCAGGAACAAUACUUCACACAGAAGCCGUGGUUCUCUGCUGUCCAAGGUUCAGCGCUCGAUCGAUAUCUUUCACUCCAGUUAUGAAUCUUUCUUUGAGGAAGAGAAUGCUGCCACAAUAUCACUCCACUUUCAUCCUGGCGCGCCACGUCCUCCUUUUAUCACGCUGCGCUGUGGAGGCCCCGCAUGUUUGAUCCUUGGAUGCCGAACAAAAACAACACUUUCAAUCGGAAAUAUUAGACAUUAACUGGUAAUUACCAGCUCCAACCCUUGUCAUCCAGGCUGGACCCAUGAGGACACCAACAUGGUUGUUACAAGCACUGGUGGGCAAAACAUUCUCAUCAGUAUUGAAAAGAUUGACUUGUUCGUUUGUAAAUCAUUUAUUUUAGUAUUGAUGUUAGUUUUUGAAGAUUUGAUUGUAAAAUGAUCAGGAAAACACAAAGAAAAUGUAUCCAAAUUAAAUAAAUAUGGAAAUUCAGAGAAACACAGCUGACAAAGAAGAGUGGGUUCUGAUCGGAGCCGACCCUUCUCACCCUG
Synchiropus splendidus (mandarinfish) is the source of this 4464-nucleotide messenger RNA. RefSeq names its product adenylate kinase 7-like. The transcript has 18 exons. Lineage: Eukaryota; Metazoa; Chordata; Actinopteri; Syngnathiformes; Callionymidae. Gene Ontology annotation, molecular function: ATP binding; AMP kinase activity. Gene Ontology annotation, biological process: nucleobase-containing compound metabolic process. The coding region runs from base 283 to 2334 and encodes 683 amino acids. The record is from RefSeq and is a predicted model, not a curated record. Gene Ontology annotation, cellular component: cytoplasm.